AGUUGAAUGAAAAUCACAGAAACAGAAAGUAAAAAGUUGGAGUUUGCAAUGCAAAAGAAAAUGGGGUUUGGCCAGCACUGCUAUGGUGAUGCGGGGAUGAGGAUGGAUAGUGCGUCUGAGGAAGAGAGCUAUUUCUUCCACGAAGAGUCAUGGAGCUCUGAGAACAACAACUUCCACAAGCAGCACCCAGCCAUGCAAAUGAACAGGCUGGGAGGAGGAAUGUUUCAGGAAGGCAUGCACAGUGACCAUGGUUUCGGACAUGGUUAUGCGCGUCAUGGGGGUGGCAGAAAGUUCCCUUACGGUGGUAGUGGUGGUGGUGGGAGGUUGAAUUCUGGUGGGCAACAGUACUUCUCGGAGGAAACUGAAUAUGAGGAGUGUUACAGAGAGGAGCAUGUUGGUCCAAAGUUUGGUGAAAUGAGAUACCAGAAGAAUAACUGGGGUGGUGAAACCUGUUAUGCCAAUGGCUAUGACAGGAACAUGAUUACCAACAUGAACUACAAACCACACAAAGUUCAGUGGACGGCAAAGGGAGUCUAAAUUAUCACCUACACCAACUUCCUCUGCAUGCACUUUGCUUCUAAUAAUCACAAUAAAACACAGUUCUCAUCAAAUCUGUGCUUUCAUCUUUUCUUAUUUCAAUAAGAUUCCACCCUUUGUGUUUGGGUGUUACUUUUAAUA
This is a messenger RNA of Vigna radiata var. radiata (mung bean), 678 nucleotides long. RefSeq lists its product as uncharacterized. Bases 7 to 537 code for a protein of 176 amino acids. Lineage: Eukaryota; Viridiplantae; Streptophyta; Magnoliopsida; Fabales; Fabaceae. The record is from RefSeq and is a predicted model, not a curated record. The transcript has a single exon.